Rubroshorea leprosula is the source of this 425-nucleotide messenger RNA. The record is from the annotation of a GenBank genome assembly. Lineage: Eukaryota; Viridiplantae; Streptophyta; Magnoliopsida; Malvales; Dipterocarpaceae.
UCAACAUUGUUGUGAAAAAUCAAUCUUUUUUUCUAAGAGGUAAUCACUAGUGUUAUAUAGCUCAUCAUGAGGUCAUUGACUAUUGCCGUGCGGCUCUUGUUCUUUUGUUUAACCUAACCACCUUCACUCAAGGGAAACAACCAAAAUAUUGUCCCCGAACAGAAACAUAUCCACAGCCUUGCGACGAAAAUGGCUCGUCGCAAUGUCUUCUUGAUUUUCUCAAUUACUUUGGUGCGGGUUCCAUGCCUAAAGGGUGCUCGUGCAAACCUGCAGGAGCGACUGACCAUUCUUGCACCUGUCAAAUUGUUUGCACAUAAGAAAUUAUAGCAACAAAAAAUGCCCAAUGUUGUUUUUAUGUAAUAAUGGCUAACAUAUAGGGACAAAGCCAAGAUGGAGUUCAACAUGAAUAAAUCCUAAUAUAUUAU